Molecule: messenger RNA, 2385 nt
Organism: Neospora caninum
Lineage: Eukaryota; Apicomplexa; Conoidasida; Eucoccidiorida; Sarcocystidae
Product: putative DNA methyltransferase 2
Exons: 1
Coding region: 1-2385 (794 amino acids)
Molecular function (GO): methyltransferase activity
Source: RefSeq, a predicted model, not a curated record
AUGGGGACACAGAAGCGUAGCGAGUCGGGAGGCGAACCGGAAGAGGCGAGAAGGCACGGGCCGCCACAACGGCAGUUUGUCGAACAAGCCCAGGUUGCGCCGCUCGAAGCAGAGAGCAGGGCGCCAGGAGACGCCCGAGUGCCCAUGGAGAAGCGGAAUGGAGACAGGGACUCCCGGGCUGUCGACUGGCAGGUCUUUGAAUUUUUCAGCGGAAUAGGAGGCCUGCAUGCAGGGUGGGAUCGCGCCGUGGAGAUCUUCAACUGCGCAUCCAGCGCGUUCGCAUCCGCGGUCGUUCUACAGGCGCCAGUGUGUCGCGCGUACGAUGUGAACGCAACAGCCAAUCAGGUCUACGUGCACAACUUUGGACUGUCUCCGCAGCAUCUAUCCUUGGAGCAUCUUCCGGCGUCGCUGCUGGGUGCCGAGCGCGAGGGCGGGAGUGUUCCCAGCUCCGCGGCAAAAACGGCGACGGCUCGUGAGGCGAUGGAUGCGAUGCGCCUGGACGCGGUCGACGAAACGAAGGAGGUAAAGAAGGCGAACGCCUCGACGCGCCGGACCGGGAAGCCAACGCCCGCGAGGGACUAUGAGCAGCGACAGAAGCCGAAACCGAAGAAGGAAGCAGACGUGUGGCUCCUGUCGCCGCCGUGUCAACCGUACACGCGGGGUGGGAAGCGCGAGGAUCUCCACGACCCACGUGCUCGAGGCCUUCUAAACCUUCUCGACUGCCUCGAGCGUCUGGCGGAUCCACCAAAGUUGCUGUUUCUGGAAAACGUUCGCGGCUUCGAGGAGUCCCAGACGCGGGCGCGCCUUCUGAAAGUCUUGCGACAGAGAGCGUACCAGGUCGAGGAGUUUCUCCUCUCGCCCACGCAACUGGGGUUCCCCAACACGCGCGUCCGAUACUACUGCCUGGCAACACGGGCUGGCGGAGCUGAGGAGGGCGGCGACGAAGAAGGAAGUUGUUGCCUUGGGGAGAAACGUCAAGAGCAGGAGGAGCCCACCAGCGAGGAGGCAGACACUGGAAGCGGCGAGCGCGAGCCGAGCGCGCGAGACGAGGCGCACAGGCCUCGAGACGCGACGCUCUGCCCCUCUUUUUUCGAGGCGAGAAAAGAGGCAACUCAAGAAGAGACGCACAGUGGCUGUCUGGCAGCGAGAGGCGAAGCUCUUUCCACGCAUGCCAACUUAGGCGAAGACCAUUCAGACACCCAAAGCCCUCUGUGCAUCAGUCCGCCCGCAGCCGCCCUCGACUUGUGGUGUCAGCACGCCGGAGUGCCCUGCGAGUGCCUGCGUGCAGGCGCAGACCCCGUUCCGGUGGCGGGUUCGGAGCCGUCGGCGCGACCUGACGCUUCCCCUUCCUCUGUCUCGUGUGCGCCUCCGUUCACGAUUCGCCAGCCCGUGUCCCGGCCGAUCGGCGCGUUUCUCGACUCCUCGCUGAGUGCCGAGAAGCUGCGGGAGCUAACGGUUCCCUCUGAAAAACUCCGACGCUUCAUCGACUUUGCUCGCCCGGGAUGUUCCCACGCGUGCUCUGCGGCGAGGCCGCCGCGCGCCGCCACGCGCUUCCACAAGAACCGCGAGCGCCUCGCAGACUCUCCGGCGGGCGCGGCUGCGAGGCAAACGGCGGAGAGGCUUGAGCCGGAGACGCCUGGCGCGAGCGCACGGGUGGGUUCGAGCAUCUCGAGGGGCGCACACGAGACGCAGGUCGCGCAGGAACGGCCAAGUGGCGAGUUUGCGGUGCGUGCCGAGUGCAGGUGCGUCUGCUGUCAACAGGGAAACUGCGUGUGCGCCAAGUUCGCGUUCCGUCUGGAUGUGGUGACUCCCGAAUCAACGGCGAGCAGCACUUUCACAAAGGGAUACACAGCCAACAUCCACACAGGAGGACCUCUCCUGCUCGUCCCAGCUUCGUCUCCUGUGUCCCCUUCUCCCGCGUUGCCUUGCGAAAGGCCCACGUCGUCACGCCCAACUUGGUCUGCUCGCUCGUCGUCUUCCUGGCUCUCUUCCUCCUCUUCUGGCUCACCUGUUUCUGCCCGCACCGCGUCGUGUGUGCGUCCUCCGGGAUCGGCUCUGUGCCCGUCUGUUACUGGGGUGGGGAAUCCUUAUCAGCACGUGUUUGCGACGGAGGAACUGGACAAGACGCGGUUUCAGCACGACCUCCGCGAGACCGACGUCGUCCGUUUCUUCUCGCGCGAAGAGCUGUUGCGGCUCCACGGCUAUCCGCCGGCCUUCUCGUUCCCCGACUCGAUUCGGGAUAAGAAAGCGGCGAGUCUGGUCGGGAACUCGGUGAAUGUGGACGUCGUCGCCGUGUUGCUGGUGCAUCUGCUGCUCGGCUUCUUCUCUUCCGCACGGGACGCCCUCAAGGCAGACUCCGGCGCCGUUCGCGAGCCCGCGCCUUAA